AUUUGACUCUGCGUGGUUAGAGUUGUAAGCUUGAGCAGUGUCCGCUACUGCGGAUGGCGAGGGAUCUGAUCGGGCCGGCGCUGCCGCCCGGCUUCAAGGCCCGCGGGACAGCCGAGGACGAGGAGCGAGACCCCAGCCCUGUUGCAGGACCAGCUCUGCCCCCUAAUUAUAAAAGCAGUAGCUCGGAGUCCUCAGACAGUGAUGAGGACAGUAGUUCAUUAUAUGAAGAAAAUCAAGAAUCUGAAGACGAUGACAGUGGUCCAGUGGCAAGAAAACAGAGGAGAAAUCAAGAUGACGACGACGAUGAUGAUGAAGGGUUUUUUGGACCAGCUCUUCCUCCUGGAUUUAAAAAGCAGGAUGAUUCUCCUCCAAGGCCUAUAAUAGGUCCUGCACUACCACCUGGUUUUAUUAAAUCUACUCAGAAAAGUGACAAAGGCAGAGAUGAUCCAGGACAACAAGUAUCAUCAUAUUUCAACUCUGAGGAAACAGAUAGCAGUGAAGAUGAGGACAUUGUUGGACCAAUGCCUGCCAAAGGACCAGUUAACUAUAGCGUCACAACAGAAUUUGAAAAAAGGGCCCAGCGAAUGAAAGAGAAACUGACCAAAGGAGACAAUGAUUCAUCUAAACCAAUGACAAGAGAGUCAUGGAUGACUGAGCUUCCUCCAGAAAUGAAAGACUUUGGUCUGGGGCCCAGAACUUUUAAGAGAAGGGCCGAUGACAAAUCUGGAGAUCGAUCAGUCUGGACAGACACUCCAGCAGACAGGGAGAAGAAAGCCAAGGAAACACAAGAAGCAAGGAAAUCAUUUAAUAAGAAGGAUGAAGAACAUACAUUGUCAGGAAGGGAAAAGAGAUUGGCUGAGCAGGUAUCCUCAUACAAUGAAUCAAAAAGAUCAGAAUCUCUUAUGGACAUUCAUCAUAAAAAAUUAAAGAAUAAAGCUGCUGAAGAAAAAAAUAAGCCCCAAGAAAGAAUACCAUUUGACCGUGAUAAAGAUCUCAAGGUUAAUCGGUUUGAUGAAGCUCAGAAAAAAGCUCUGAUAAAGAAAUCUAGAGAACUAAACACCAGAUUUUCACAUGGCAAAGGCAGUAUGUUUUUAUAAGGGGAUUUCUCUGUGCAGUGAAGAAAAGUUGAAGAAUACGCUUUUAUCUGUCUGUCCACCUUUAUCCCUUUGUUUUGAGUUUCUUGAGAUUAGAGAUGACUUCAGUCUUAAAAACCAUACAAACUUACCUUGUGUGUAUAUCCUGUAAGUUCUAUGGAAACCUAGUCAGUAUUUCUUAUGUGGAAUAGAAUUUUGUGUGUCUUCGG
Molecule: messenger RNA, 1303 nt
Organism: Mustela lutreola (European mink)
Lineage: Eukaryota; Metazoa; Chordata; Mammalia; Carnivora; Mustelidae
Gene: GPALPP1
Product: GPALPP motifs containing 1
Exons: 9
Coding region: 54-1097 (347 amino acids)
Source: RefSeq, a predicted model, not a curated record